CUUUAAAUUAAACGGUCCAAGGCAAGUGAUAGUGUGAUACACCAAUGCUCCAACAGUUCAACACUUAUCCUGCAUCUUACAACGCUCUCUUCCCGCCUUCUCUCCCUCUCUCCCCUCCAUAGAUGGCAGAGAUACUAGCUACACCAGUUCUUCUACCCGGUCCUUUACCAACUACACCCAAACACCGCCACCAGUCUCUCUCUUCACCACCACCACCACAGCCACAAACACAACCACUACAGCCACCACUUCUGCGAGCAUCGCCGCCAUCUGCUCCGCUUAAACCUCUUGUUCAAAAACCCCACCAGCAACCACAAAAUUCCAACUUUAUCAGAACCCGCAAUCCCAACACCUUCAACCCAUCUCUUCUACAUCUUCCUAGAAGUCGUCGCCGCCUUGGAAAACACCGUGACCCCAACCGCGGCAAACCCUGGACCCACCACAGUCUCUCUCCUCAAGGUCAGCAAAUUUUCCAAAUUCUUAUUGAGACUGGGUUGCAUUCAUCUAAUUUAGACCGUAUUUUGAUGAAAUUGUUUGAAAAUCAAGGAACUAGUGAAAAUCAGCAGGUGGGUAGUCUUGGUUUAGGGUCUGUAAAUGCUGACAUUUUGGGUAUAAUUAAGGGGUUAGGAUUCUUGGGGAAGUGUGAUUUGGCUUUCAGUGUGUUUAAUUGGGUUCGUAGUCGAAACGAUUAUCAAAUUCUAUUAGAUGGGCCUGUUGUUGCUGCUAUGAUUAGUAUUCUGGGUAAGGAAGGCCGUGUAUCGGUUGCGGCUUCCUUGAUUAAUGAGCUAAAUAAGGAUGGUUUUGACAUUGAUGUUUAUGCUUAUACUGCAAUGGUAAGCGCUUAUGCUAGUAACGGGCGGUAUAGGGAGGCUGUGUCGAUUUUUAGGAAAAUGGAGGAAGUUGGGUGUAAGCCCACUUUGGUUACUUAUAAUGUAAUUUUGAAUGUUUAUGGUAAGAUGGGUAUGCCUUGGAUUACAGUUUCUGAAAUCAUGAACAAUAUGAAGCUUGAUGGGAUUUCCCCUGAUUUGUACACUUAUAAUACGCUUAUUAGUUGUUGUCGUCGUGGCUCAUUGUAUGAGGAAGCAGCCGAAGUUUUUGAGGAGAUGAAGUUAGCUGGCUUUGUGCCAGAUAAGGUCACUUACAAUGUCAUGUUGGAUGUUUAUGGGAAGUCUAGGCGUCCUAAAGAAGCGAUGGAGGUUUUGCGGGAGAUGGAGUUAUGUGGGUUUGCACCCAGCGAUGUGACUUUCAAUUCAUUGAUUUCAGCUUAUGUGAGGGGUGGUUUAUUAGAGGAGGCUAUGGUGAUCAAAGCUCAGAUGUUUAAGAAAGGGAUCAAACCUGAUGUUUUUACUUACACUACUCUCUUUUCUGGUUUUGAGAAAGCUGGUAAAGAUGAAUGUGCAAUGAAGGUUUUUGAGGAGAUGAGAAAUGCAGGUUGCAAACCUAAUAUUUGCACCUUUAAUGCCCUCAUCAAGAUGCAUGGUAAUCGCAAGAGGUUUUCAGAAAUGAUGCAGAUAUUCGAAGAAAUGAAACAUUGCAACUGUACACCUGAUAUUGUCACUUGGAACUCUCUUUUGGCUGUGUUUGGACAAAAUGGAAUGGAUGUUGAAGUCUCUGGUCUGUUUAUUGAGAUGAAGAGGGCAGGUUUUGCACCUGAGCGAGAUACUUUCAACACCUUAAUAAGUGCUUACAGUCGAUGUGGCUUGUUUAACCAAUCGUUGGCUGUUUAUAAAAUGAUGCUGGAAACUGGUGUUAUACCAGAUCUUUCAACCUAUAAUGCCAUUUUAGCUGCUUUAGCUCGAGGUGGGCUUUGGGAAGAGUCUGAAAAAGUACUUACUGAAAUGAAAAGUGGUCAGUGUAAGCCUAAUGAGCUGAGCUACUCUUGUUUGCUACAUGGUUAUGCUAAUGGAAAGCAGAUUGAACGUAUGUGCACUCUUGCAGAACAGGUGUAUGCUGGUGAAAUUACACUUCAUCCCGUGCUACUCAAGACUUUAGUUCUUGUCAAUAGCAAAACCGGCCUUUUAGUGGAAACAGAACGAGCUUUUUGGGAGUUGAGGAGGAAAGGCUACUCUAUGGAUAUAACUACUUUGAAUGCCAUGGUAUCUAUAUAUGGCCGUCGACAGAUGGUUAAAAAAGUUGAUGAAAUUUUGGAUUUCAUGAAGGAGAGUCAAUUUACUCCUAGCUUGACAACAUAUAACUCUCUCAUGUACAUGUAUAGCCGAUCUGGAUCAUUUCUUAGAGCAGAAGAAGUUCUGAAAGAGAUUGCUGGUUAUGGACUGCAGCCUGAUAUCAUUUCAUAUAAUACUGUUAUAUAUGCUUAUUGCAGAAAUGGUCGAUUGACGGAUGCCUCUAGAAUUUUCUCUGAGAUGAGUGGCUCUGGAAUUUUUCCUGAUGCAAUUACUUACAACAUUUUCAUUGCAUAUUAUGCUGCUAAUGACAUGUUUCCGGAAGCCACCGACAUGGUUCGCUGUAUGAUCAACCAUAAUUGUAGACCUAACCAAAAUACAUAUAAUUCGAUCGUUGAUUUUUAUUGUAAAUUCAAUCGUCCAGAUGAGGCUGCUAUUUUUGUAAAUAAUCUUCGCAAACUUGAUUCUUAUCUCACAAGGGAUGAAGAGUCAAGGUUACUGGAGCGAGUACGGAAUAGAUAUUUCAAGUAAGACUCAUCUUUCUUCUGACGUCCUAUUUGAGAGGAGAGGCUGAGAUGUUUCUAGGGUUUGCCGGUUAUUGAUCGAUUGGAAGAGGUUGGCUUUUCUAUUGGACUGCGGCUGUGAACUUUUUAAGAGAAUGUGAGCAUUAAUAUACUAAAGUCUUUCUGGAGGAUGCUAUAUCAAACUUCUAGACUUUUCUAUACUUUCUAUGACCUAAGGAUUUCUUUUGGACUGCAGCUCCGCAUCCGUGCCUUCUGACUUGGUAGCUACUCGAAGGGAAAAGAGCUGGUAGUCUUUAACACUUCUCUUGAUGAAGAUGAGGAUGCAUGUCUUGAAUAGAUUGAGAAAGACGAGCAGAAUGGUGUUUCCUGAUUGAAGAGGGGCUAUCCUCCAAAGCAAAGAGAUAAAAAGAGGAAAAAUCUGUUUCACCAGGCCUUUGAGGGCA
Spinacia oleracea (spinach) is the source of this 3090-nucleotide messenger RNA. RefSeq names its product pentatricopeptide repeat-containing protein At5g02860. The transcript has 2 exons. Lineage: Eukaryota; Viridiplantae; Streptophyta; Magnoliopsida; Caryophyllales; Amaranthaceae. Gene Ontology annotation, molecular function: protein binding. The coding region runs from base 123 to 2654 and encodes 843 amino acids. The record is from RefSeq and is a predicted model, not a curated record.